Molecule: messenger RNA, 2165 nt
Organism: Pezoporus flaviventris
Lineage: Eukaryota; Metazoa; Chordata; Aves; Psittaciformes; Psittacidae
Gene: INSYN2B
Product: inhibitory synaptic factor family member 2B
Exons: 3
Coding region: 207-1847 (546 amino acids)
Biological process (GO): inhibitory postsynaptic potential
Cellular component (GO): postsynaptic density
Source: RefSeq, a predicted model, not a curated record
CUGCACUCCCUUGCUACAAGAAAUCUUUCCUUAAAUAUGGUAUAGAAUUUCUUUAUUUUAGUAUUUGGUCAAUUAAAUUUGAAAGGGCAUUCCUAAAGAGAGAAUGUCAGUUAAAAGCACACAUAACAAGAAGAAUGAACAGCUUAGCUUCUUCAAGAGCAAAGUAUUCAUUUGCACCUUAGGAACAAUCUUAAUAUUCAGUUCAAAUGACAAAUGAAAUGGGUCGCAAAGAAACACGUUACUUACAGACUUUAAAUUGUGAUUCAAUGGCCCAGCAAAACAUGAGAAUGCGCCCAGUGCUCCUGAAAAGGAACAGUCUGGAUUCAGCUGAUUUUAUAAGGCAGCCACAGCACCGCAGGAGCAAAUCUCAGCAGGUUCGAUUCAAGGAUGAUGGUGUGAACACAAAGAACGAGCUGGAUCCUAACCCUGCCCAACAUAUAGCAUUCAUGGCUGGAAAACCAGAAAUAUUUCCUGAUCACAGUUUUUUGCUACAUCGAUCUCCAUCUGCUGCAAGGGCUCAGAAGGGGCUUCAGAAUAUUGCCAUACAAACAUCUCCCAGCCUCAGGAAACACUUCCCAGUUUUUAAAAGAAAAAAGCUGACCGUCAGCAAAUCACUAACGGAGAUGCCAAGUGAGCCUGCAAACUCUGUCCAGGUGAACGGCAACCUUUCUGAUCAAGACAUGAUGUCUUCAGAUCUCUGUUACUUAAGAAUAACUAAUCAUUUGGAAGAUGGGUUUAAGGAGAGUGAGGUGGAUGGUCAGUUAAGUCAAAGGCCAUCAAAAGCACAAAGCAAUGGACCUAUCCAGACUGACAGUUUCUCAGGAUCAGAGAAGACAACUGUUUCUACACAGAUGCCUGAAUACAUACAUGUGAGUUUUCCAAAAGACAGCAAUGUUUCCAUGGAUGCACCAGACACAACCACGAAUUUAAGUAAUUCACUGCAUUCUUCUUCUGUCAUAAAUAUCAAUGGAAAUAAUGACAGCAGCACGCUGCUGUCUAAUUCUGGAAAAGCAUACCCUUGCCUACUCAAUUCCAGUAACUGCAGUGAAUACAAUGCUCAUGCUGAGUCCUGUGAAGCAAAUAGAAGUGAUUCGGAGUCACUUGUAGCCAGCAAAGAUGAAAGCAGUAAGGAACCUGCUCCAUUCCCAUCUCCAUCACAUCACAAUUCAUCUUGUUUCCUCAGAGACUGUCAACAGACAGGAGAGCACAAAGCAGAUUCCAGCUGUGUGACAUUAACAAACGAUGGUCACACAAUAAUCUCAGUGACCAGCAGUAAUGCGUCAAAAUCUAUUCUGACAUGUAGUUCUGAAAUGGAGAACAAUUCUACCCAGCCAGCUGUUUCCCAGUGUAACAGCUGUUUAGAAGGAUUUCACAUAAAGUCUUAUCUGCCAAGGAAUGAAAUAAACCCACAAACCAACAAAGAGAUUAGCGGACUCAAUCAAAUCCAUUUGGCACACGGUGAACUCUGUGCCCUCCAAGGCAGGCUGCAGUCUGUAGAGGAAUCUUUGCAGUCCAACCAGGAGAAGAUUAAAGUCCUUCUGAAUGUAAUCCAAGACCUGGAAAAAUCCAGAGCCCUCAGUGAAGGGCGUAACUUCUAUCACACUGGUCAAGACCUCAACAACUGCAGCACCUGCCAGAACACCGCAUGUAUCAUUUACAGUGUAGAAUAUGACUUCAGACAACAAGAAGGAAGAUUUCAUCAGAUUUUGAAAACGCUGGAUCAGGCAGAGCAAACUCCAGCUCCAGCUUCACCUCAGAAGCUGCCAUCUGAUCAUCCAGCUCCAGAGAAAAAGGAGUUGAGAAGAAAACCAAAAAAGGUGAAAAGAAAAUGCUUCUGGUGGAUUUGACUUCCUUAGGAAACCUUCUACGUUUCAAAAAACACUAAACCCGAAGAGGUUGGAGAGCACACACCUGAAAAACUGCUAUUCCAACAUCACAAAGAUGAAGAAUGUUUAAUCAGAGUAUCGGAAAAAUCAAAAGAAUCAAAUUUACUUAAAUCACCUCACUCAGUAAAGGUGCAUGAGGAUACUAUUUUCAAAAAGAAACUGUUUCUUUCAAAAGGAAGCUUUCUCAUUUUUUUCCAAGGACACUUUCAUACGCUUUGUAAAGAAUUUCUUUCCAACUUUACAAAAAAUAACUAUCUCUACUUUAAAACACAACGGUAG